CCCGUGUCAAGGCGCUGGGAAGAAGAAAACGAUAAAAAGGAGGGGGAGGGGGAGGGGAAAGGGAAAGGCGGCUGCCUGGCCUGGCCUGGGAUUGAUCCUGGGAGUGGUUUUGUUUUGGUCAGAUAACACAGCUGGCAGAUGUUUCAUGAAAGAGUUUAUGUCCCUGUUUUGAUGAAAAGCUGAUAGUCUCGGUCUCUUCACUGCCCCCGGCCCUCCCUCGAGUUUCAGGGCGGCUUGUUAUUUGUUUUCUAUUCCAGCAACGCGGAGCGGCGCGGCCUUGUCUCUGGCAGGAGGAAACGCUCUGCGUCUGUGGGUGAAAAACAGCAGCGGCGCUCCCUGCAGUGAAACGCUCGGUUGUUUCAUCUACAUCGCUCUCCCGCCCGGUUUUUCUUCCUCUUCGCCUCCCCCCCCUUCCCUUCUUCCCCUCUUCCCCUCCCCGCUCCCCCCCCCCCUUCCCUUCCAGUGAUGGUAAAUGCAGUGUAAGGUUUAAGCAGAAAUAUGGGAAAUUGUUUGAAAUCUCCGACGUCCGAUGACAUUUCUUUGCUUCACGAGUCUUCUGACCGGGCGAGUUACGGAGAUGGCACCGAAAUAGACCAGGAGCCGCCGCCGCCAUAUCAGGAGCAGGUUCCGGUUCCUGUUUAUCAUCCUACUCCAAGUCAGACUCGGCUGGCCACUCAACUUACUGAAGAAGAACAGAUCAGAAUAGCGCAAAGAAUAGGCCUCAUUCAGCACCUGCCCAAAGGAGUCUAUGACCCAGGAAGAGAUGGAUCGGAAAAGAAAAUUAGAGAGUGUGUUAUAUGUAUGAUGGACUUUGUUUAUGGUGAUCCAAUUAGGUUUCUUCCAUGCAUGCAUAUUUAUCACCUGGACUGUAUAGAUGACUGGCUGAUGCGAUCUUUCACAUGCCCAUCUUGUAUGGAACCAGUGGAUGCUGCAUUGCUUUCUUCAUAUGAAACCAACUGAGAAGGCUUUGCAUCUGUGAUACCAUGGAAGAAAUAAAUCCUGAUCUCUACCACUGAGCCAAAGAGUCAGAGAUUUGGAGAACCCUGAUUGUAUGCGAUCAUGUACUAAGUACAACACUGACAAUAACUCAUGACUGCAGUUGUUUUAAAAAAAAAUUUGUAUGCAUAUACUUAAAUGCUGUUAUUUAAAAUCUACAAAGCCUUGACCACAUGUUAUGAACUUGAAUAUAAAUGAGCUAACACAUUGAAGCAGUAAAUGGUGACCAUUGGUUUGGUCACGUUAGGAUAGAAAUGACUGAUGUGACAGGUGUUUCAAAAAUUUAAAACAUGCUUACAUGUUAAAGAAAUGGUAUCCUCUUUUAAUUAAGGCUGUUUGGAGUGAUUUUAUAUUUGACACAUAAAAUGGUGUUUUCACACUAACCAGUUAUCAGUGUCCCAUGCAGCAGAACUCUCAGGAAUAAUGGGUGCUUACUUUCUCUUUUGGUAUAAAGCUCUCUGGGGAACAUUUUUUUAAAUUGAAGAGCUCUUAAAUUAUACAUCUGUGGCUUAUUUAUUUAUGCAUAUGCACAUACAGGCACUUGUCUGUGUGUGCAUAUGAGGAGAUCCCUGCCUAUAGAUUUAUAUGUGAAAUACCUGGCAUUUUUGGUGCCUCUUUAGGUCAGAAGAGCCUCUGCAAAGAUUGGCAUAUUGGGUCAUUAGUUUCCUUGACAAAAUGUAAUAUUAUUGCUGUAUUUUUUAUCAUUUAAAUUUUCAACUACUCCAAACCUUAUUUGCUGGGAUGUGACAAGAAAUGUAGAUCCAAAUUAUGAGUGCAGGUUUUUUGCUACCUUAAAGGAUACUAUUUCUGCAGUGCAGUGUGUUUAGUAUUUUGUAUUGGUUUGUUCCAACAGUGAUUUGAUGGUAUAUUAACAUUUUGGUCAAGGCUUUGUGUAUAGGAAAACUCUAGGUGCCAGUAUAAUGAACAAAUUGUGCAGAAAAUUAAAAUGUUUACCAUCUUAUUUUAAGGGUCACUUGGCUUCAGUUCAAAUGUUUUUAGUACUGAAUUUGGGCUGAAGGAAAAUUUUGUAAUACAGUAAUAUCUCUCUGAUCACCAAGCAAUGAUGCUAAGUCUGGUCAUUUUCCUGAAGGAAAUAUGUUCUGUGCAAAAUCCUGAGAGCACGUAAUAUAGAACAGUAAACUAAUGGAUGUCCUUAAAAAUUUUGAUACAAUAACGGAAUUCUGUUUAAUUUUACAGCUUAAUGAGUCAUUGGCCUUGGCAAUUGUCUGUAAAAACACAAUCAAAAUUCAAAUUAUGCACAGAUGGAAUGAUAGUAUUUACAAUGCAUUGUUUACUUCGAUUAGCGUGUACCAAGUCAUGAUACAAUUAAGUUAUUGUUUGGCAUGAGUUGCAAGAACAAGAAACCAUGAUGCUUAAGAACAUUAGUGAAUGAAUCUUAAUGUAAUCAAAUUCCAAUUGAAUCUGCUGUUAUAAAACAAGUGCAGUGGACUGUUUUAAGGGGCAUUCUCUGAAAAUGUAUUUGCCAAGCACAUUGAGGAAAGGCAAGUCCAAAUGAUGUAACCUUUUAAUACAAUUUAUUGUUAUCUUUUUGAAGUUUGCAGAUACUUUUUCAUGAAAAUCCUGCCUCAAGUUACUGUAUAUUUUAAAAAAAAUCAAAUUGUGAAAUGAUGAAAAACUUUAUAAUUGGACCUGGAGUUUUCUCUUUUCCAGAAAAAAAUCACACUAAUCUGUAACACUGGCACAAAGUAGGAAUUUAAAGCUUUUUUGCACAGUUCUUUUCCAUUACAAAUGGAACUCAUGGCCUUAGGUCUUUUGAAAUGGUGUCUUGUUAUGACUGAGACUAGCAUGGUGCUCAAAAAAAAAUUGAUUCAGGAUACAACUCUGAUCAUAGCGAAUGAUUGCAAUGACUACAUUUGAGAAUCAAGCAGUUCCAGUGGUGUGCAGAACUUCAAUUAAAGGCAGAGAUGCAUUUUCAAAAUCUUUCCGUUCACAUUUUGCAUUAACGAUUCUGAAUUUUUGAGUACUACUAUGUGGCUUGCAGGAAUUCCAAACGAAUGGAAACUGUGCCCAGAUGACUAGUGAGGGGAAGUUUGUUUGCUGAAAAUAUCUUGAGGUUCUAUCUUUUAAAUUGUAUAGUUUGCAGAAUAAAAGGCAAGAUUCUAAAUCAGACAUUUUCCCCUGUUACGUGAGGGACAAAUAUUGCAAUAGCUGCCACUGUAUGGUUAAGAGCCAUUGGUCUUAAAUUGGUGAAAAGGAAGACCUGGAUUUGUGCAAUAUUUUAAUGGAGAAAACAUAGUAUUUACAGCUGUUUCUUUUAUAACCAUUCCACAAACUUUAACUGUACACCUUUACAGUAAUGUUUAAAUUUCAACUGUUAUUGUGCACAUUGUGAGGUGCAGGAAUAAGUGGGAGUAAUCACGAGUGUUGUGUGUGAAGCUAACAAUAUUUUGAGUGUUUCAUUUUAUUUAUGUGACAUUACACAUUGGUUCAGCAAUGGUGAGUUGAAUAGACUUUUAGUGGUGGUAUGUUUCUAGGCACUUUCUGUUACCAGCAUAAACAAGGAUUUUGUUUUGAUAUAAUUGUAAGACCUUUAGUGCUCCAAGUCUGUAAUAAUUGGCUUGCCUCCUUGAAUAGCUCGGUGGCAGCAUGAUUUUAUAUUUCUUUCCUUUAUAAAUAGUAUGCUACUUUAAGGAAAUUAAUUGUGCAGUUCACUAGUGCUUUUGAUGUUGAAAUACCAAAAAGAUUAAGUGUUAUUUCCCCACAAUCCAAAAAUCUUUUACUUUUAAUAUUGCUGCCAUCUGAGUAAUAUCAUCCACACUAGAUUUCCACAUUUUUGUGGCCCACCUGAGAAUUAAUGGGAUCACUUAAGUGUUGAGCUAUCAUGUUUCCUACUGCCUUUUCCCAUUGACCCCAUUGGGAGCAAAAUGACAAUAAGAAUUUCAGAUUAAACUUGCACCAUGAUUCUAAAAUGCCACCAUAAAAGCGCAUGACUACAAUUUUGAUAAUUUCUCUUCAAAACUCUUAAAACAUUGAAAAAAAAAUGAAUUACUCCCACUUUAGUUUUGGCAUAUUACUACCUUAAUUUAUAGUUCAUUGAACUUGGCGUCCAGACUUAAGUAUGUCCUAGAGUGGAAAAAUUGGACCACGUUUUGUUUUUUGAUGAUAUUGGGGAAAUGGUUGGGGGCAGAAGGAUGACAUUUUUAGCUUUCAAUUGUUACCUUUUUUACUUUUUUCAAAAAGAAGUCAAGCAGAUUAUGGCUGCCUACUACUGUACAACUGUAUAGCCACUAAUUUUAAUAAGUUUGCUCAAGACCUUUGAUUCUUGAUGGUGAAAAGACUGAGGAAAAUAUUUACGAAUAUGUCAAGUUCUCAACAUUAAAUUUGGUGAUUUGGUUGAAAUUUUAUAAUAUUCCUAAACAUGCAACAGUGAAUUUCCUGGCUAUAUGGUAUAAAAUAUUUCUAUGCACAUUGUAGGCCAUUUUAUUGCAUUAUCUACUCAAAUUUGCUGAAAAGUAGGUUGUAAUGUUCUUCACAAGUUGUAUAACCAAUGUUAAAUUUGCUCCAGAUUUAUUGGUAAUCAACUUGUCUUAAUAAAUAUUAUGCUUUUUCAUUGUUUA
Messenger RNA from Pristis pectinata (smalltooth sawfish), 4574 nucleotides. RefSeq names its product ring finger protein 11b (gene rnf11b). The transcript has 3 exons. The record is from RefSeq and is a predicted model, not a curated record. Lineage: Eukaryota; Metazoa; Chordata; Chondrichthyes; Rhinopristiformes; Pristidae. The coding region runs from base 499 to 960 and encodes 153 amino acids.